Molecule: messenger RNA, 1275 nt
Organism: Dissoconium aciculare CBS 342.82
Lineage: Eukaryota; Fungi; Ascomycota; Dothideomycetes; Mycosphaerellales; Dissoconiaceae
Product: glycosyltransferase family 50 protein
Exons: 3
Coding region: 1-1275 (424 amino acids)
Biological process (GO): GPI anchor biosynthetic process
Cellular component (GO): membrane; glycosylphosphatidylinositol-mannosyltransferase I complex
Molecular function (GO): alpha-1,4-mannosyltransferase activity; GPI mannosyltransferase activity
Source: RefSeq, a predicted model, not a curated record
AUGGCCAAGCCAAAUUCUCCGCCCGAAGCGCCCCCAGCAAGCAAAUUCUGGCGCUCAUCCAUAAUCUUCCCAGCCGCGAUAAUCUUCCGCUUGGUGCUGCUCGUCUACGGCCGCUGGCAGGACGCCAACAGCCCCCUGAAAUACACAGAUAUCGACUACCUCGUCUUCACUGACGCCGCGCGUUUCGUCGCGCAGGACCGCUCGCCCUAUGACCGCGCGACAUACCGCUAUACGCCGCUGCUGGCAUGGAUUCUGCUCCCGACUAGCUGGGGCGGAUGGUGGUUUGAGUUUGGCAAAGCGCUGUUCGCAGUGGGCGAUGUCGUCGCGGGAUUCUUAAUUCUGCGGAUUUUGCGGACGACCGGCAUGCCGCCGGCGCGAGCGCUGCAGUUUGCGAGCAUUUGGCUGUUGAAUCCCAUGGUUGCGAAUAUCAGCACGAGGGGUAGCUCGGAGGGCCUCCUGGCGGUUAUUGUGCUUGCGUUGCUGUGGGCUAUUUUGGCGAGAUAUACGCUCGCGGCGGGAUGUCUGCUGGGAUUUGCGGUGCAUUUCAAGAUUUAUCCGUUCAUUUAUGCGGCGAGUAUGUUCAUCUGGCUCGGACCGCGCGGUGACGCAGACGCGCGAAGGUCGGUUUGGUCGACUGUUAGGCAUUCACUCAACCGGGAUCGCAUCAUCUUGGCGAUCUCGAGUUUUGUGACUUUCAUGGGAUUGAACAUGGUCAUGUACAACGAAUAUGGUGCGCCAUUCAUUGAACACAGCUACACAUAUCAUCUGACUCGUAUCGACCAUCGACAUAACUUCUCGAUCUACAACACGAUCCUCCAUCUCGGCUCCGCCGAAAGCUCGUCUCUUGCGACCAGCGGUCUGCGCAUCGAGUCUAUCGCCUUUGUGCCGCAGCUUUUUUUGGCCACUAUCAUAAUACCUUUGCUGCUCGCAAAGAAGGAUCUAGCAAGUGCAAUGCUUGCGCAGACAUUCGCCUUUGUCACCUUCAACAAAGUGUGCACAAGUCAGUACUUCUUGUGGUACAUGGUAUUUCUACCAUUCUACCUCCCUUCGUCGUCCCUCCUCAAGUCUUCUCGUCGGGGCCUUAUUGCGUUGGCCUUGUGGAUCUUCGGCCAGGCUUUAUGGCUUCAACAGGGUUAUGAGCUCGAGAUGCUGGGGCGUUCUACUUUCGUGCCUGGAUUAUGGCUGGCGAGCGCGGUUUUCUUCUUGACGAAUUGCUGGAUCUUGGGCACCGUUGUGUCCGAUAUCAGAGCUGUUGGCGAGACAGUACCGACCUGA